GUUCUUUAUUUACCAUGCUCCCGGCAAGCACACCGUCUCGAUGCGGUCACUCGCUCUCAUUUAUUGUCGAACUACAGUGAGACAGCUGGCUCCGCAGCUGGUGCCACUAUGGUGAACGCAUUUUCACGGACUUCCUCCUUUAUCCGUGCUUCCGAUCGCCUUAUUGACAAUAAUGCUGCGUUCUCCCUUCUCAAAUUCGCUUCUAAUCGCUGGCUUGAUAUUCGUCUGGAUGUGAGCACUAAAUGA
Messenger RNA from Protopolystoma xenopodis, 246 nucleotides. NCBI's taxonomy places the organism in Eukaryota, Metazoa, Platyhelminthes, Monogenea, Polystomatidea, Polystomatidae. The record is from the annotation of a GenBank genome assembly.